Molecule: messenger RNA, 4843 nt
Organism: Varanus komodoensis (Komodo dragon)
Lineage: Eukaryota; Metazoa; Chordata; Lepidosauria; Squamata; Varanidae
Product: plasma membrane ascorbate-dependent reductase CYBRD1
Exons: 4
Coding region: 16-870 (284 amino acids)
Cellular component (GO): lysosomal membrane
Molecular function (GO): oxidoreductase activity
Source: RefSeq, a predicted model, not a curated record
CGGGCGCGAGGGGACAUGGAGGGCUACGGGCGCUUCCUGGCGCUGCUGGGCUCGGCGCUGCUGCUCGGCUUCCUCUCGGUCGUCUUCGCCCUCGUCUGGGUCCUCCACUACCGCGAAGGGCUGGCCUGGGACGGGGACGCCCAGUUCAACUGGCACCCGGUGCUCAUCAUCACGGGCUUCGUGUUCGUGCAAGGCAUCGCGAUUAUUGUGUACAGGUUGCCGUGGACCUGGAAAUGCAGCAAACUCCUGAUGAAAUUAAUCCAUGCUGGGUUAAAUACCAUUGCUUUGAUGCUGGCAAUUAUUUCCCUGGUGGCUGUUUUUGAUUUCCAUAAUGCUAAGAAGAUUCCUAACAUGUAUAGUCUGCACAGCUGGAUUGGAUUGACUGCUGUCAUUCUUUAUGCUCUGCAGCUUGUUCUAGGUUUUGUGGUCUUCUUGCUUCCUUUUGCUCCCAGCUCUCUUCGAGCGACAGUUAUGCCAAUACAUGUAUAUUCAGGCCUUCUCAUCUUUGGAACAGUGAUAGCGACAGCACUAAUGGGAAUUACAGAAAAGCUUAUUUUUGCUUUAAAGUCACCAAAUGCGUAUAGCACUUCCCCACCAGAAGCUAUUUUUGUGAACACGCUUGGCGUGCUGAUCCUGGUCUUCGGUGCUGCCGUUUUGUGGAUUGCGACAAGACCACACUGGAAGCGCCCGCCUGAGCCGAAUUCAAAAAUCCAGCAGCACAACAGAGGAACACUUGACGAUAAUGAAGAGGGGACCACUGCGGCCGAUUGCAGUAAUGAAAACAAGUCUGAUGUGGAAUUCAGUGGCGAAGCUGCAGCUAGGAAACGAAAUCCCAAAAUGGAUGAAGCUGGUCAAAGGUCAACCAUGUAAGGAUGGUGGAUGUUAAUAGCAGUGCCUUUCACAACACCAAGAGGCUGACCUUUAGUCCCUUCUGGCCAUUGAUUCAUAUAUAUUGCUUAAUGCUGUUUCAGAAUAAUUGACAUGAGUUGAUAAGGUCUUCAAUUCUAGAAGAGCCCAUGCUUAUGACUUAAAUAACCUUACUGUAACUUUUGACCAAAAGAAAGAAAUGAACUGGAAGGAAAUAUUUCCAUUUUCUAUUGACUCAAGUCCUGCCGUUUUAAGUUACAAGCAGGUGUCUCUGUGAAUCAGUGGUUGGCCAGUUUUCUCUGUGCAUUCCUUUGUAUCUGUUGAAGACAUUUAGAAAAAUACAAUUUUCUAAUGGAAUUUUAAGCUGAAGGAUUUCUAGCAUCCAUGGAAUAAACAAAUUGGUUGAAAAAAAAAUUUCAGUUCAAAUGAUUAUUCCAGCUGAAACAAGCCUUAGUGCAUUUGGCUAAUACCAUCCCAAGUGCAGCUGGUCAUGUCAUCCAAACCGAUUGUUCAUUGGUAGGUGGUUAUCCUUUCAAACAAGCCAUGCUGCUUGGUUUCGGACAACACAAACUAUUCCUAGGUAAUUAGGCAAAUUGCACUUGGCACAUGUCAUGGCUUAAACAGUGAUUUAAAUGAUUGUGUGAACCAGGCCAUCAGAAGAAAGGAAAGUUAUACCGGGGGGGGGGGGGGGGGGUGCAUCUGAAAUUGCCAAAAAAAUUAACUUCUACAGGUGUUGCUCAGAUCUGUUUUUACAGAAGGGUCAAUUUAAGGCGAUUUAACUUAGGGGGGAAAAAUGACCUUCUCCCCUCAUCCACAGUCUCCCAUAAAUGAUGGUAUUUAGGGCUUUGCAUAUUACUUUCAGCAUCUCAAAUAAGACAUGCUAACAGUGUUAGAGUACGUAAUUUGUCAUUUGAUUUGAUGACACCCAAAAUUGUUUUUGUGCAACCCCCACAAAAAACUUGGAUAUAAGUUCUUCAGCCACAGUGUUGGGAUUAAAUGCUCACCUUGCUUCUCUGACUCUGGGAGCCGAGCCAGGAGAAGGGGACACGGGCAGUCCUAGGGAGAUGCCCCCAAGUGCUUGCUCUGGAAUUGCACCACAUUAUAAGUGCAGCACGAGUGAUGUUUUAACGAGUGAGUGUUUAAGUAUGACAUGCAGAGGGACUUGAUUAUGACGGCUUGAUUCGGCACUGUUCUACUGUGGACACUUUAAGUGAAAGCAAUUUGCCUUAAGUAGUUCGUGUCCAGGACUGUACAGUUUUUACAAUGAGAAAAUCCCCCCCUGCAAUUAUGCUUGACUGUGGAUUUUUACAAACCACAGCACUGGAUUAAAUUCUGGUUCUUCUGCCUUGAUCGAAUGGCCAUAGAUUUCAAGAAGCCACUGAUUUCCAAUAUCUUACAUGGGAUGGUAUCCCCAUAUGUUGCAAACGUUCCUUUCCAAAGAUGGAUCAGGAAAGGAGGAAGGCAUCCUAUUGCUCUGGUUUGUAUUCAGGCACUUAAAAUGUCACAGAACUCCUGAAAGGUAUUUUUAUAGUUCGCUAUGACAAUCAAGUGACUGCAUGCAAUCAGACUUGGGUACCACUAUUGUUACAAUUCAGCACAUGUGUCUUAAUCUUCCUUUCUGGAGUCGGGAGUGUCAGAUCACAUCAUUCGGCUUGGUGUCUUCUGCCACUGCCAGUAGCAUGCCAAAUCGGCUUGAGUCAGGAAGACUGAGACAGAAAUAUCGUUUUGUUUUGAGUGGAGCACCUGAUACAGAUUGCCCAUCCGUUCCUCUUUUUUGGUGGUGCCAGAAUAAAUUUGUCUGGCAUCCAGGGCACAGCACACAGUGGCUGAUCGGGUUAUGCUACUGACAGAAAUAUGUAGGUGCUGUGCUGUGUUGUGUUGAGGAGAAACUUCUAAACCCUUCAGUGAUGUGAUUCAUAAGGGCACUGUCCUGUGGGAUUGAUGGCCUUUAGAGGGAACCCUCAGAAUUCAGAGGCUUUGCUGAAACUUUGCUGGCAGGAUAGGAGAAGGGCUGAGCAGCUGCUGCAUCUUGUCUUAAACGUCCCCCUGCAGAAUGCGCAGGCUUCUGAGCCUGUCCAACCCACGGGUGCUAAGUGGGGCUGGGUGGAAAGAGGCCAUGGGGUGCCGCAGAGCCAGAGGUGGGGCGGUCCCUGCCUCCCCUUUUCCAUUCACCAGAGCACUUCCCUUUUGACCUCAAAGGUGGUCCAGCACCGGCUGCCAUUGAUCUUUCUGUCACAUCAUGUGAGGUGCUGGACCGGGGGAUCUGUUGGUGGCUCCCCAUCCCAAAGUCAUAGGAGUCUAUUGCCUCAGGAGAAGGAUCCAAAAUUCCCUCUGGAUCCUGGAAUGCUCUUUCAGGGAUCUUAGAUUUGUUCUGCCUGUCAUUUCGAAAGUAUUACUUUUUAUAAGAGCUCUGACUUAAGGAAUCAUGGGGCAGAACUGGGGAAAAUAACCCUGUCUAUAAAAAGCACCUUUAAAAUAUGUUUGGCAGGAGGGAAGUCUUCAUUAUGUACACCUUUUAAAUAGUGAUGAAAUCGAAAAAUGUUCAGGUGUUCCAAAUGCGUUUGGAAGUAAUACUAAUUCUCAGUAUUGCUAAACACAGAUAUGUCCAGUAACUAUUCGAGAUCUCAAUUUUGAAAGCACUGUGCUAAGAUUUUUCAAAUCUGGUUGUUUUAAACUUAUUUCCAUGGGGAAAUUGGCAUAAGAGUUGAAAUGUAAAAAAAGGAAGCAAAUGUAUGUGUUGUAAAUCAUGAGGAACAACUACCUGCAGAUAAAUGUAAUAUGCAGAAAACAACAGAACUGCAGCAGAAAAUUGGAGGACCAAGUGUACAGAGUGAGGCACCAUGUCUUUUUAAAGCUCUGUGCAGUCCACUUUUGGCUGGGUCCCAAAAGUAAACAAACUUAUUUUCUUUCAAGGCUAUUAAAUAUAAAGCAAAACAAAACCACACACAAAAAUGAAGCUUUUCUUCCAAAGAGUUCCAAGGCAAAUUGGUGCUUGGCUGCUAAAUGAAUGCAGAUGGGCAAACUGGAUGCAUCGGGCUAUUGUCCUGGAGGAAAGGAAGUGAUUGUCCCAGAAUUAUUGUCCUUGGAGGAAAGGAAGUAAUUCAAUCCCUGGUGAGCCUCUGAGGGUGGAAGGCUCCUUUGCACCAGGCAUCUGAUGUGUUGGCAGUAGCAAUGCAGUGGUGAGCCAAGGUGCAGGAAGCCUUACCACACAGCAGGGAUGGGCAACCUGUGGCCCUCCAGGUGCUGUUGGCCUGCACCCCAUCGGGCCAAGGCAGUGCAACCAAUGGUGAGCAGUCCAUGGGGGUAGAAGGAUCUGGAGGAUCACAAGGUAUCCGAGCUGAGGAUGUCCUUCCUGCUCAUCCUCUCGAGCAGUGGCUUUCAACCUUCCCACAGCCAGCGGCUGGCGAAAACAGGAAAACCACCUCAAGGACCACUGAGGCAGGAACAAAAAGUCAUCUUCAAAAAGCAGAGUGGUGGUUGAAAAGCACUGCUCCAGAGAACCUUGGAAAAUCAACUUUGUGGGAAGUGAGCCUCUCUCAGGAAAAAAGGGUUUGCUGGAAUGACCGUGCCCUUCAAAGGCCAACUCCCAUUUGCUCAGGCAAUUGCAAAACAGUUUGGCGAACAAUGGUCCCGUGAAAGGUCAAGAGUGCUGAAUGGUAUCUUGUGCCAGCCCUCUUUAUUUUGAGAACUUAAGUGCUUUUUUAUACCAGCAGAUGCCUUUUUUGGCUGCUAGACGUUCAACUUUUCCUGUUCAGUGUAUCUAAGAGUAUGCCUAGAAUAUUGUAAAUAAGACUAAGCAGACUAUAUGAUGCUUGUAAUCUGCUUGUACAGAGGGAAACUUAAGAGAUUACCAAAUAUGUUAAUUACAAAAGACAUCCUUUGAAUAGUUGUCAUGAAUGGUGAUUCUUUUGUAGAACAAACAGGACAUACAUUUUGUAACAUUUUUAUAAUGCAAUAAAAGUUACUGCAGUCUGUA